Messenger RNA from Pistacia vera, 957 nucleotides. RefSeq lists its product as uncharacterized. Lineage: Eukaryota; Viridiplantae; Streptophyta; Magnoliopsida; Sapindales; Anacardiaceae. Gene Ontology annotation, molecular function: S-adenosylmethionine-dependent methyltransferase activity. The transcript has a single exon. The record is from RefSeq and is a predicted model, not a curated record. The coding region runs from base 148 to 915 and encodes 255 amino acids.
CAUAGGAGUAUAUGACCAUGCUGGCUCAAAAUCUUUUUAAUUUAUUCUCCUUUCUUCAAUUCCUUCUUCUUUAUUAACGUUUUCCUCGUCCUCCCUAUCUCUCACUUUACUUCAAACCCAAAACACAUACACAAUUUUCAUGCAGAAAUGACGACAAUCACCAUUCCCAAACUACCCCUCCUCCUCAAACCCUUCUUCCUUUCUCUCUUCUUCUCCCUCUUUUUUCUCCUCUUCUUAGCCUUUUCCCAGACUCCCCAUCACCGGAAAACCACCCUUCCAUUAACUCCAACACCACCCUCCAAAAGCUCCUCCCACGACCUCCGUAUCCGACCCGGUUACUCAUCCUACGAUACGUACAUCCAACGUCAGUUAAACAAAACCCUCAACCCCAAACUCCGAAAGAUUUGGACCACCCGUGACUGGGACCGCAAAGUCCGUGUCUUCGCCAAUUUCUUCCAAAGCCUAAAGCAAAGAAACCUCCUUUCCAAUGAUUCUAAAGCAUUGUCCAUCGGCGCACGCGUCGGCCAAGAAGUGGCGGCGCUUAAGGCGGUGGGCGUAUCCGACGCGGUGGGGAUAGACUUGGUGCCGUAUCCGCCGCUUGUUGUUAAAGGAGACUUUCAUGCGCAGCCGUUUGAGAACGGGACGUUUGACUUUGAGUUCUCGAAUGUGUUUGACCACGCCCUGUAUCCGUGGAAGUUUGUUGGGGAGAUCGAACGGACCUUGAAGGCCGGCGGGAUUUGUGUUCUGCACGUGGCGAUAUCACGGCGAGCCGAUAAGUAUUCAGCGAAUGAUUUGUACAGUUUAAAGCCAUUGGUUGAAUUGUUUAAGAUGUCUGAGUUGGUUGAUGUUAGGAAGGAUGUUGAUGGCUUUGGCCUUGACACUGAGGUAGUUUUUAGAAAAAAACACAACAAUUAACCAUAUUUUGUUACAAUUAUUAUUCUUUAUUUAAUCAAAACA